CUCAGCGGUGUGAAUUCAAAGUGUAGUACUGUAUUACCGUACUUGAGAUUUUUCAAGUCUCUGUUCCUAAUCCAUCCAUCUUCUUAGCUGCUUAUCCUCACAAGGGUCGCGGGUGUGCUGGAGCUUAUCCCAGCUCUUAACGGGCAGGAGGCGGGGUCCACCCCGAACUGGUUGCCAGCCAAUCGCAGGCCACAUGGAGACAAACAGUGUCCAAUUAAAGUUGCAUGUUUUUGGGAUGUGGGAGGAAACCGGAGUGCCCGGAGAAAAACCACCCAGGCACGGGGAGAACAUGCUAACUCCACACAGGCAGGGCCGGGAUCGAACCCGGGUCCUCAGAACUGUGAAGGCCAAUGCUUUCCAGGUGCUCCACCGUGCCGCCCUCUCACUCCCUGAUGAUUUUUCGGAUGAGUUUUACGUCCCACAUUUCAGUAUAUCUCCACUUUUUACUCCAUUCGUCAAAAUGGGCCAGUUCCUUUAUCAACCUCCACAGAUGACAAGGCAACAUUAUGCAAGUAGAUUAGUGCCACCAGGAUUUGAAUUUGAGACGCCACAGAAAACUGGAUUUGAAUUUGAAACGUAAAGUGAUCACAUUUUCAAUAGUUGUAUUUCAGUGUAACUUUUCAGUGUUAACAAUUCAACAGGCCACAAUUUGCUGUCUGAAAUCUACCCAGCUACAAUUUGGCGUCUAAAAAAUUCACCGUCUGUGCCACCAGGCGGGGUUACUUCAGGUCAGAACCGAACACCCAGCCAGUCGCAGUUACGCUUUCAUACUAUGUGACAUAACGUUACUAAGAAAGCGUAACUGCGAUUGGCUGGCUGGCACAGACGGUGAAUUUUAGACGGCGAAUUUCAGAUAGCGAAUUGUAACAACUAUUGAAAAUGUGAUCGCUUUAUAUUUCAAAUUCAAAUCCUGGUGGCACUAAUCUACUUCUGUACAACAUAGACAUAACUGGUAGACGGGCUAAAGUCAACUGGGACAAGGAAGGGGGAGAAAAAUGAUUAAAAAAAGGAAACUACGGCAACACUAUAAGAAUGCCCAGGCGCCGUGACAAUAAACUAGCUGUCCGUUGUACAUCCCACAUGUAGCAUGUAUGAAAGGCAUUUUUCAAAGAACUCGUGACGUAAAGAAGUCUUGAUCAAGUGGUGGUACAAUUACUGUCUUUGUUCUUUGGUUGGCUGCAUUUGUUCUUUUUGUGCCGAUUUCCACCCCUCCUAUCAGCUUGCAGCUCAGACUCCAGCGUGCGCCCGCUCAAUGGCCCUCUGUGCUGAGACGCAGAAUGGGGGACGAUACGAGCCUCUCCUCCCUCGCUCCAUCACUCCCCCUCCCUCUUGUGUUCCACUCUUCUCUCUCUCUCUCUCUCUCUCUCUCUCUCUCUCGCUGACAAAUGCUCGUCCCUUGACGGAGACCCUGAUGUCACAGGGACGCGAGGGGGGCCCCUGCGGUGCUUCAUUCAGCAAGAUGCCUCUUGGAUUAGAAAGUUAAGAGGGGGGCGGCCCGUGGCUUCAGGUGUGCCAGCAGCAGCGGCGGCGGUGGCGCCGUGAAACUGGAGAAGACGUGGGGGAGAUCUCUUAUCUGGACAUGUGAUUAGUUUACGCACGCAUGGAACUUUGGUGCCUUCUCGUAUGUGCGUCGAGAUCAGAUGCAAAAAGGGGCCAGUGCGGGUGCUUGAUGGACUAGUUUUAGUCAAGUGGAGGACGAAGAGGAUGAUGCACAGGCGUCACUUCCUUCCAGGUUGGAUUUAUUAAGUGUGAAGGUAACUCUUGAAUUUGCUGGACGAUGGCAAGAAAGCCCGGCAGGCAGCGGAGCGCCACGUGCAAACGUCUCCUUCUGGCUGUCCUGCUGACCAGCGCCAUUAUCCUCCUUUACUGCCUGUCCAUGCCCCAAGUGUCCCUGAGUGUAGCCGAAAUUCCUGUGCCUUACUCCUGCGCCCACCGCCCGUCCCAGCCGACCACCAGACCGGGCGGCAACGGCUCACGCGAAAGCGCGGCGGGGACGUGCACCCCAAAAGUGGACAUCAUGUUCAUGAAGACCCACAAGGCGGCGAGCAGCACCUUCCUCAACAUCCUUUUCCGCUUCGGAGAGAAGCAUCAGCUCAAGUUUGCGUUCCCCGACGGCAGGAACGACUUCUUCUACCCCGCCUUUUUCCUGCGCUCCCACGUGAAGGACUACAAACCCGGAAUGUGCUUCAACAUCAUCUGCAAUCACAUGCGUUUCGACGCAGCCGAAGUGGCCAAGCUGCUCCCCCUCGACAGCGCCUACAUCACCAUCCUCAGAGACCCCGCCGAGCUUUUCGAGUCGUCCUUCCACUACUACGGCCGGCUGGUGCCUUUCACCUGGAAGAUCGCGGGAGACGACAAGCUUGCCGAGUUCCUUCGUGACCCCCACUACUAUUUCGACCCAGAGGGCUUUAACGCGUUCUACCUCAGGAACCUGCUGUUCUUUGACUUGGGACAGGACAACACUCUGGAGCUGGGAGAUCCGCGGGUUGACGAAGCAAUCGAAUCCAUCACGGAUCGUUUCCAGCUGUUCCUUUUGGCCGAACAUUUUGAGGAGUCGCUCAUCCUGCUCAGGGAUGCUCUCUGCUGGGAGAUGGAUGACCUCCUCUUCUUCAAGCUCAACGCCCGCAAGGGGUCAACCGUAUCUAAACUGACCCCCGACCUGAGGGCCCGGGCCCUCGAGUGGAACGCUCUUGACUGGAAACUCUACCAGCACCUGAACCGCACCUUCUGGAGGAAAGUGAACGCGUACGGCGUGCGCCGCAUGGCGGAGGACGUGGCGGAGCUCAGGAGGAGGAACGCGGAGAUGGCGGCCGUCUGCAUCGAGGGGGGUCACGCCGUGGACGCCGCCAGCAUCCGGGAGAGCGUCAUGCAGCCCUGGCAGCCCAUCGGGGAGAAAUCCAUCAUGGGGUACAAUCUGAAGAAGAACAUCGACGAGGCUCACAGCGAGGCGUGUCGCAAGAUGCUGACGCCGGAGAUUCAGUACUUGAGCGAGUUCGGGGUCAACUUGUGGAUCACCAAGUUGUGGGGGCACAUUAGAGACAUCAUUAACUGGUAAACAAAGAUUACCGACCGAGAGCAAAAACGAGUUGGAGCUUUUUCAUUUCAAUCAUCCACUGUGGACUGUUUGGAUUCAACCUACUGAAGUACUGAACUGAAUUUAAAUUCCGUAGCACUGAUCUUCCUGUUUACGAGUACAUUUUUGAAUUGGUAAAAUAUUCACACACAAUUUAACGGAGUAAGCAAUUGAAUUAUGUGUCCUUGGUAUUUGUCCUCCUCUGCCAAACUGUAUUUUUAGCCUUAACUAAUAAAACUAUACUGCAAUCUUAAUCAGUUAUGGGAAUUUUAGUCAAAGCAAAUUCCUGGAUGAUGAGCAACCAUAAAUUUAUGAAA
Syngnathoides biaculeatus (alligator pipefish) is the source of this 3390-nucleotide messenger RNA. It is a transcript of the gene gal3st1a, whose product is annotated as galactose-3-O-sulfotransferase 1a. The record is from RefSeq and is a predicted model, not a curated record. Gene Ontology annotation, molecular function: galactosylceramide sulfotransferase activity. Lineage: Eukaryota; Metazoa; Chordata; Actinopteri; Syngnathiformes; Syngnathidae. Bases 1778 to 3055 code for a protein of 425 amino acids. The transcript is spliced from 3 exons. Gene Ontology annotation, biological process: myelination; galactosylceramide biosynthetic process. Gene Ontology annotation, cellular component: membrane.